Penicillium macrosclerotiorum is the source of this 897-nucleotide messenger RNA. RefSeq lists its product as uncharacterized. The transcript has 3 exons. The coding region runs from base 1 to 897 and encodes 298 amino acids. The record is from RefSeq and is a predicted model, not a curated record. Lineage: Eukaryota; Fungi; Ascomycota; Eurotiomycetes; Eurotiales; Aspergillaceae.
AUGGCCCGCGCCCCGUCCGGUAACUUCACCUCGACAACUGACGACCAUGCAGGCGUCUGCAAAGACAACAGGCUGACCAGCAUUUGCGUUCCAACGCGCCAUCCGGCCACGUCCAUCAACGCCGGACCUGUCACCGGUAGUGCAACUGUCGGCGCCCCAAGCAAGAACCGCGCGAUGGCCUGGCUCGUCAGCACCCGACUCAACCGGCUCGUGACCUGCUUCAACUCUGCGCUGGUUGGUGUCAUGGUCACCUCUUCGGCUGCGGUGGGAUACCGGUGCCAGAACGACUCAUUCCCAAACGCCAUCGGCACGCCCCAGAACGGCUUCGGCGUCCCCAGCCAUGCCUGGUACUCGGCGAACCGGUCUAGCCGCACCGAGAUGUCCUCGACCGUGCCGGCGCAGUCGUCACAUCCGCAGCAGCCGUACGUCGCGUUGCACGAGGAUGAUGUCCGCGCCCGCCGCGUACUCCGCGUAGUAGAAGUCGAAGCAGUUCAGGCACAGCGACACCGGGUGCCAUGGGUCCAGCGUCUUGAUCAGCUCGUACGUCGUCCGCGUCGCGUUCAGCGCAUCGCCCUGGCCGUCCGGCUCGUCGCCCGUAUACCAGAGCAGCAGGCUAGUGCGCGUCUUGAGCCGCUGAACCUGGUCGGUGACGGCAGUCAGGUUCGUGUACGUCCAGCGCAUAUCGUACAUCACCCACAGCCCGAGCUCGUCGCACUUGUCGAGGAAGAGGUCCAGCUCGGUGAAGUUGAAGGCCUGGUUGGCAAGCCCGGCAUUGGGCACAAUGUGGAUGAUGUUGUAGCCCUGGUCCUUGAAAGUCUGUACAUUGCUCAGCGACUUCUCCAGCCACCCGUCCCAGCUCACGUAGAACGAGUACGGGAGGAGCGGCGUCCAGCCUGA